UUUUACUUUUUGUCGUAUCUUCUUCUUUAGAAAACUUGUCCUUUUAUUUUCGGUUUUACAAACAAACUAAUCAUUUAUUCACUAAAACUAAGUAAAAUCCCAAAAUGGAGCACAAGAUAAUACUGAAAUGCCGCACUUGCUUGGAGGAUAAUGAAGAGGAAAGUAUGUUUGAGUUAUUUAUGGAAAAUGACACCGAAGCUAACGAGCCAUUACAAAAAUUAAGGCUCAGUAAAAAAAUCGAGAACUGCUGUGGCGUGCGGAUUCGACCGUCAUCUGAUAUGCCAUCAAAAAUAUGUUGGAAAUGUUUUGAAAUGACAAGAAUGUGGUAUAACUUUCGUCAAAUGUGUUUGAAUUCUCAGCUUUACUUAGAGAGUUUGUGUGAGGAUCGAAUACGUCCAGAAGGCACUGAUGAUGUAGAAUUUUUAGAGUACCUGAUGGAAGAAUUACAAGUACACCGUGACAAAGUACAUGAAUCUGCCGAUGCUAUAGAAUCUGGUUCCGAUGAUGAUGACGAUGAUGACCUUGGAUUACUUGUAGAUGAAGAAGACGAUGGUGUGUAUAUAGAAUCAGAAAAUGAUUUAGACCGUUGCAUCAAAGAAGAACCACAACUUGGUGACGACAAAAGCAAUGUUGAGACGCCAAAUAAAAUGCUCAACAAUCCAACAACAACUGAAGCUAAUGUUGACAAAAGUCCGGAAACUGAAAAACAGCGAAAUGUAACGAAAUUAAAAAAGCGUAUGUAUCGUCCACCUAGCCCCACAUGUUAUAUGUGCUCCAUUUGCGGCAACGUUUACAACAAGAAAGCUACUUUUGUGUACCACAUGUCCCUGCACAACAACGUCAAACCACAUGAGUGCGAGCUCUGUGGCAAAUCAUUUCGCCAAAUAUGUGAGUUAAAGAAUCACAUGCGACGGCAUACCGGCGAAAAGCCCUACAAGUGUUCGUACUGUGAUCGCCACUUCAUAGAUCGUAGUGAGAAACAUCGGCACGAGCGUGUGCAUACAAACACGCGUCCAUAUAUUUGUAGCGUUUGCGGCAAAAGUUUCAUGUACUCCGCCAUACUAAAGAACCACUCCAAACUGCACACCGGUAAAAAGGAUUUCAAUUGUAUGGUUUGUCAAAAAGCAUUUACACUUCAGCAUCAGCUAAAGGCCCAUUUACAAACUUUGACCCAUAAACAAAAAGAGGCGCAUUAUAUUUCUGCGGGCUACGAGGUCGUUUAUGAGUAGAUCACAAGCUAUUGGCUGGCGGAGAGGUCACUUCUAUUUGUAUAACACAUAAAUGCUACUUGCGUACUUCAGCUACGAAAAAAUGUACAUACAAGGUGCGUACGGUGUUUGAGGACAACUUGAGAGUAAAACUAAUUAGCUUUUAGUUUGAUCAAAAUGUAAUGAAACUUCACGAAUUUUUUACACUACAUUAACUUAUUAUAUAUCUAUAAAAUCAUUGAAUAAAAUUUCCAUUAACUGCAAUAACCGGCUUGAUCCGGGUCCGAAAACGAUUGCAUGUCCGAAACAAAUGCU
This is a messenger RNA of Anastrepha ludens (Mexican fruit fly), 1523 nucleotides long. RefSeq names its product transcription factor Ouib-like. Gene Ontology annotation, molecular function: zinc ion binding; RNA polymerase II cis-regulatory region sequence-specific DNA binding; DNA-binding transcription factor activity. Gene Ontology annotation, cellular component: nucleus. The transcript has 5 exons. Gene Ontology annotation, biological process: regulation of transcription by RNA polymerase II. The coding region runs from base 105 to 1229 and encodes 374 amino acids. The record is from RefSeq and is a predicted model, not a curated record. Lineage: Eukaryota; Metazoa; Arthropoda; Insecta; Diptera; Tephritidae.